AUGGGGGCUGUCGGACAGUGCGGGGCAAUGCGCGCAAUCGCCAUUGUGGGGGUCUUGGUGCUCGCGAUCGGCUGUAUGCCGCGUGCGGCUGCGCUUCAAAGUUACGACUUCAACUUUGGGUGGCGGCAUCGCCUGGGCGGUGACGCCGCCGCCGCCGCACGCUCAAUCGCAACUGCUGCCGAGCACGUGGGGCUGGCUGAUGAUGCGGGCUGGGUCAACGUCUCAACCCCACAUGACAUGCUUAUUGUGCAAAACAUCUCCGUGGACAAUAGCCAGCAACAGGCCAACAUUGCCCGCAACAGCGGCCAGUACAUGCGCCAGUUUAGCCUACCUGCCAGCUGGGCAGGGCAAGCCAUCUACCUCUAUUUUCACGGCGUUUUUCACAUUGCCGACAUUUAUCUGAACAACCAGCACAUUGGGCAUCACGCCAAUGGCUAUACCUCCUUUCACGUCCGUCUGGACAACGUUCUCGAUGAGCAGCGCCGACCCGUGCUGCGCAUGGGUGAAGACGCCACGAAUCAGCUCUACAUUUAUGUCAACGCCAGCUUUGGCUCGGGCUGGUGGUACGAGGGUGGGGGCAUUGUGCGUGAUGUUGAGCUGCGCGUGGGGAAUCCCCUCCAUUUCACAAUUGAUACCCCUUGGCUCCGUGGAGACGUAGCCACUAACAACAUGUCAGGCAGUGGCUUUGCCGUGCGCGCUCCAGUCGACAUGACCUUUUCCAGUAAUGUGACCAAUGUGGGGAGCACGACUGCGUCCGUCCUGGCCACACUGGCCCUUUACACCGAAGAUGACACGCUUGUUGCCAACAUCACAACGCCGUUGGCAGUGGAUGUGCCCGCUCAAGGCCAGGCCUUGGUGCAGAUCCCUUGGACCCAAUCAGACGUCAACCUCUGGUCCGUCCCCCGGCCCUACCUGUAUGAGGCACGACUUGCGUUGACAGACGCACAGAGCGGUGCCGUGCUGGACACCGCCCGCAUCGUCACGGGCUUUCGCAGCAUCGCCUUUGAGUCCAGCACCGGCAUGUACCUCAACAAGCAACACGUCAAGGUGCGUGGUUUUUGUGACCACAGCGUCUUUGCCACCGGGGCUAUCAUGCCCGACCGCAUCAACCUCUUCCGGGCCCAGGUGAUGCGCAGCGUGGGCGGCAAUGCCUGGCGCAUGGCACACAACCCGCCCUACGAAGCUCGCCUCAACUUUAUGGACGUGCUUGGUCUCUUGGCGCUCGACGAGAACCGUGACUUUGGGGGCGCCAAGCAACAGGGUGGCGUGUCGCAGGAGACAGCGGCCGAGCAGGUGCUGGACAUGGCCGAUCUCAUUGUGCGCGACCGCAAUCAUCCUAGCAUUAUGGCGUGGUCCUUUUGCAACGAAGUUGGAUGUGAUAACGAGAGCUCGGCAGAGCCGUUUCGUGCAAUCUCCUACGCUAUGGACGGCUCGCGCCCGGUCACUCAAAAUCACCACGGCACCAAUCUGUCCACCGCCUUUCUUGACAUUCAGGGUUUCUCACACAAAUCUGGCUCGGACUUUGAUGCCUUUCAUCAGACCAAUCCCAACAAACCAACCAUGGCCACCGAGUGCUGCAGCUGCUUCUCCCAGCGCGGCGAGGACGCCGACCUGACUCCCGCAAGCAAGGAGUUGGCCAAUGCCACGCGCCCAGGCCUCUUCUACAAUAAUCUGAUUGCCAACUGCACAGCCGAUCAAGUACUGGAAUCUGAUGCCCGCGACUUUGUAGCGGGCACCUUUGUCUGGAGCGGCUUUGACUACCCUGGUGAGGCGCAAGGAUGGCCUCAGAUCAUCAAGUGUCGCGGAACAUUGGGCGACGUGGCUGGAUUUACCAAAGAAACUGCUUAUUGGUUUCGAGCCUGGUGGCUGAACAACAUUUCCCGCAGUGAUGCUGGACGCCCCGCGUUGGAUAGCAACCAUACCGUGUUUAUCGUGGAAUCUUGGGUGCCCCCGAAAAUUGGCUCUACUCGUUCCAUCAACGUUUAUGCCGACACGCCUGUUGUCGAGUUGCUUGUCAACGGCAAAGUCGUGGGCAAGGCUGACAUGCCCUUCUUCGGAGCCGUCAACUUUCCUGCAGUGGCAUAUUCAGCUGGUAAUAUUACGGCCCGUGGCCUGGAUGCGCAGGGGCGCGUGGUGGCGGAAUCCACCAAGCAGACCCCGGCACCGCGGGGAGCGUUGCAAUUGUCCCUGGAUGCACCCUCGCCAAGCACGGGCACGGGGAGUUCGCUAUUGAUGGAUGGCCGUGACAUGGCCAUGGUACGCGCAGCCAUCCUCGAUGCCCAGGGAGAGGUGGACCCUACCAGCAACGUGGCCGUCACCUUUGAGGUGGUGUCCGGCAUGGGCCGAGUCUUUGGAACUCACAAUGGCGACCCUGCCUCACUCACUCCCUUCCAUGCUCCCACGCGGGCGGCAUACCACGGCCUGGCGCGCGCUUUUGUCAAAACAACGGCCUAUGCGCUGGGCUCGGCCGCGGAUCGCGCAGUUGUGGCCCAGCUGUCGCCCACCCCGUGCGACGUGACGAUCCUGCAAGGAGACAGCCCCGCUCUUGAGUCCAUCAAGAUCCAUUUCUUCCAUCGUACCUCCACGCUUGACCUUGCAGACAUAUGGAAGAAGAAAUGGGCUGCAACUUUCAACAUCAUCAAUGUUUCUCUCUCUCUCUCUCUCUCUCUCUCUCUCUCUCUCUCUCUCUCUCUCUCUCUCUCUCUCUCUCUCUGUCUCUGUCUCUGUCUCUCUGUCUCUCUGUCUCUCUGUCUCUCUGUCUCUCUGUCUCUCUGUCUCUCUGUCUCUCUGUCUCUCUGUCUCUCUCUCUCUCUCCUCUCUCUCUCUCUCUCUCUCUGUCUCUUUGUUGCCGUUACGUUCAAGAUAGACACACGUUUUAUGAGCAGCAAAACCAUUUCACGCAUGUGCACCACAACUUUGGCCCCCUGCCUUCCUGUCCUGCUCAUCAUAGUUUUCUUUCCACAGCACAAACUGGGAUAUCCGAGCACAUGCACGCCAAAGCACAUGCGCCUACUCACAGCUCUGUUCGCUGCCUUUGUACGCGCACCACAGCUCGUCAUCGAAGUCCCGUACAAUGCCAAGGCCGAAAAGGUGCUGGAAUGGCUCACCUUAGUCCGGCCAUCACCAGGCAACCUACAACACCGCCUGACCACGGCUGCCCAACCCGGGGUCCGCUACUCGAUGAGCGAACUUCAUGGACACCAUGCCAGCACCAACAACGGGGCUACGCCCGAUCCUACCAACCCCACAUCCUCGCCCCUUGUGCAUCUCGAUGCUCGCACCUCGCUUCUGCGCCCCGCGCUCCCAGCUCCUCAGCUUAUUAUCUCGGUCACGGGCGGCGCGCGAGACCUGGUGCUGACGACCCGGCUUCGCGACACGCUGCGUGUGGGCCUGCGCCGAGCCACUGACGUCAUCGACACUUGGAUUACCACCGGGGGCACCAAUUGCGGUGUUAUGAAGGUAACGGGCGAGAUCAUGGCUCGUGCCCAAGACGGCGAGACUGGCCGUGAAGCAGGCAGUGUGCGCCUUGUUGGUGUGGCACAUGAGCAACAUGUGGGACUUUUGCCCAACACCUACGAAGCUUCCCAAUCUACUCUUGAUGAACCAGCCGUCGUCAUUCGCAACUACUCGGCCAAUGACCACCGCUCCUUGGAUGAGAAUCACGGUGUCUUGUUGCUGGUGGAUAACCCCUACACUUCCAAGAGCGAGGGCACCGCCUGGACCCUGGCGUCUUCGGGCGAACGUCAGCACGCGGCAGCUCGAUCAAUUCGUGACUUUCUCAAGGGCAAGUCCCGCCUGUGCAAUCUGGAGCUAUGGCGUCAACGCCUCGGCGCCAUCCCCCCGGGUACCAAUGCGCUUCAUGUGAUUUUGCGAAUCGGAGGCCCAGACGGUGCUUCGCAACCCGGGGACCUCGAACUUUUGGCGCGGCUCCUUGAUGCUUGGCCACGUCAAGAGGAGACCACAGCCUCCAUCACCUCGCGCCCGCGUACCCUGAUUCUUCACCUACUGCUGGAUCGCACUGCGGCCGACUUGUUGGCACCCGACGCACCUCUGGCCCGGCGUUUGGAUGACAUUGUUCGACAACUGGGUCGUGAGCAAAUCCGCUGCCUCACCGGCGUUUUAGCUGGCGUUGAGUAUGCCACUUCCAUGCACAUGCCUUGGACAAAUCUCCGACACCUGAUGCGUGCAUUUCGCUUUCACACCUCCCUGCACGCCAAUUUUGAGAUUUCUGGCCUACCAACGCUACGCGAUUGUCUCAACGAUUUUCUGCAGGCCACACAAGUGGAACUCGGCCGUUCUGCUCCCCGCCGCUAUUGCGAUGAGGUCAUGCACACAGACGACGUGGUUUUUCUCUACUCCAUGGAUCCUCACGGCUUUCGCUCCCUUCACCUGUGCUUAACCAACACCAAGAUCAAGAACUCAGUCAUUAAGAACGACAACUGGAUUGACAUUCUCGAACCGCAAUCCGACCUACUGGUGUCGCGCUCUUUCGAGCAAGACGAUCACCAAGCAGCCUUGAACGACGAAUCCUUGCUGGGGAUGAGCACCGCUGGUCCCCAUACGCUACUGCCUGAUCUGCUGGAUGAGUUUGAUGUGCAGACAAUUUGUGUCGUGCCCUUUGGUUCACCAUUCCUGCAUCGGCACGGUGUAGCUGCCGAGGCCCUCUUCGAUGCUCCUUCAGGCUUCCGGUUUAAACGAGGUGGAGAGGUUGAGUUUCGAGCAACAUUUGAAGAAGCUGCCAAGCGUCGGGCAGGCUCAGGUCUGGGCACACCUUCAACCGCAGCUGCUGAUGCUGAUGGCAGUGACAGCAUUCAUCGGCACAGCACAACCCAGCACAAACUGAAUAACGACAUGAGUGAAAGCCACACGCCACUCGCAUCCGUCCGCAAGCGAUCCUCUACUCUGGAGACGGCAACAAACAUGUCGCAAGCCGCGACAAGCAACAUACCCACUCCUCCGCCCGUGUCAACCCCGGACGUGCGACCGGCACGCGACCUCUCUGCUCUGGCCUCGCUCCACCAUCGCCAUGCCCCUCGCUCGCGUCGUCCAGAUGAGACGUUACACCGUGCCAUAUUUCCGCAAUGGCAAGAUGCAGCCACUACGCAAGUGCCACCGGCACCGCCUCCACCCCAGCAAGCCCCCCAACAGCGUCAAACCUCCGGCGGGCGCCACAAACGCGGCCAUCGACAACCUCGCGCUCGCACAGAAGAUCAUCGCAAAAUGUUUGGCAGCCUCAAGGCAUACGAGACUUAUGCCGUAGUAUUGGUCAUUGAGGGCGGUCAGGUCACUCGCAAUGUCAUUGAGAAAGCCGUGACCUCGGAAACCCCCGUGGUGGUGCUGGAUGGAUCAGGCCGCUUUGCUGACGUUAUCUCUUACGCCUGGCGCCUAUUGCAUGACGUCGCUCCAAUGGCCAGCAGUUUCAGCAUUUCGCAGUUGGAAAUGCUGCUUCGCCCUUUUAUUCCGACCAACGUGACUGAUUUUGAGGAGGCGCUGGAGCGGGAAGUAGCCUCGAUUUUGCGUCUCGUAGCUUUGCCCAAUCAGAUCACGGUCCAUACCCCCUAUGAGGGCUAUAGCUCCCUGGAUGAGGACAUUUUGCGUGCCAUCAUAGAGACGAAGCGGCAUUUUGCUGGCGUGGCUGCCGAUAGCUAUGUUGGGAAGCUCUCGGAGUUGCGUCUGGCUCUCACAUUUGGCCGCAUUGAACUUGCCAAGGCGCGGUUUACGCAGCUCGUGUCUUUUGUCAAAUCUGAAGGCGCGACACUGCAGGCCAAGUUCAAGCAAGAUUUAUUUGAUGCCCUGCUGUGGGCGCUGCACCGCUCAAACGCACCCUUUGUGGAUGAAAUCUGUAAACAAUUGGGUAACGACAUUGGCUACUUUAUGUCCUAUUUAAUGGCCGAGCAAGUCCCGAUGAGUCGACGAGGGGACUGGCACAACUGUUUUGAAAAACUUUUCUCCCCCGAAUUGUUUCGCAAGCAUCCGGCCUUGGAUCGGCUGUUCCGCUGGGCGUGCCCGCACGUUUCGCCGGCGCGACGGUACACCUGCGUCAAAGUUCUCCUCAAAACGCUGCUGGCCAGCAAUUCCUACCUCGUGUCGCGGGCUCGUCAGCAGCGUCGCCGGCCCACCAUUGCCAAGGACAAGGAGGGACAGUCCAUGAUGCAGGCGGCCCCGCUAGCGCGCAAGGCCAUGACGGCUGUGGAGUCCUAUUACUAUCUUUUUAUAUGGUCACUGCUAGCGGGCAAAUAUGACUUGGCCGACAUUUUUUGGCGUCGUGGCGGCCACAGCAUUCAAAAUGGUCUCUUUGCCGCGACGCUCCUGUCGCGCAUGGCUCAGGCUUCACCGUUUCGCAACCACCUCCAGUACAAAGCGGAGUUGAACAAGAUGGCGGAGGUGGCCAAUCGCUUUGAAAGAUACUCGACGGAGGUACUCGCACAAUGUCACAGCUAUGAUGAAGCCCGCACUUUAGCCCUGCUGAGCUGUAAUCUCCACACACUACCCAACUUUCCUGCCAAGCGAUUCGUCGACAAGCGGUCAAACACGAUUGUUGACGCAGCCAUGCAAGCCUCCAUGACGGAAUUUAUCAGCCACGCUGCUGUCGAUACCCAUGUUGAAAACUCUUGGCACAAACGCGACGACUACCAACGUCUGAGCACAAGCACCAAACUGUCGACCUACAUCACUAGCUUUGUCUGCCGCCUUGUGCGCAAACAUGCUGGACUGAAGACCCAGGGCGCCUCGCGCAUCCUCUUUGGGAUGGUCAUCGCCAUUGCUUUUUUACGUCUUUUACGAUACACCGAGUCAUCGCCACUGAUUGGCCCCAAGCUAAUCAUGAUGCAGCGCAUGCUGCUUGAUGUCACGGUCUUUGCCGUCUUUGCCCUGGUUUUCCUGCUGGCCUAUGGCUUUGCCACCUUUGCUGUAAUGACCUCAGUCAACUACAAGGAGGCACUUCCCAACCUUUGGGUGGAAUUUGUCUUGAUUCGGCCAGCUUUCCAGACCUUUGGCGAAGUUUUCCUCGAGGAGUACGAUGAGCGCUCCUCGUGUGUGGGCGAGAGCGUGUUUUCGUCCUGUAAUGCGGCACAGUGGUUGAUUCCCAUCUACAUGUUCAUCUAUCUCUUGGCUGUCAACAUUCUCCUGGUCAAUCUUUUGAUUGCAAUGUUCAGCCGGAGGUUCGAGCACAUUCAGGGCGCUACAUAUGUGUACUGGCGCCUGCAGUACUACCGUUUAUUGAAGGAAUACCAGCUACGCUCUUGGCUUCCACCCCCGCUGUCUCUGCUGGCCUAUGUCAGCCGUAUCUGGCGUGCAUGGAUGCAGCCACCGCUUUUGUCAGCCGAAUUUGACUCGGACGACAUCAAUGAGCUAGAGCAAUUCCAAGAGCGUCAGACGGAGCGGUGGUAUGAGCGCAAUUUGGCUUCCGCCGACGCCGGUUUGGCGGCCCAGGAGAUGGCGCAUGGCGAGCAAAACUCACUCAACGGGCAAAUUCUGCAGCUGAUGCACUCGGAAUCCAUCCGCAGCGCCCGCUUGGAGACCCUGCUGCUCGCUGUGGUUGAACGCGACCCUUGGCGCCGUAGCAGUCUUGAUCAUGAAGAGGAGCCGCAGCAGCGCCUGAGCGUGUAUCAUUUGGCCGAGCUCUUUGGAGUGGGUCGCAAUUUUACCACACGGAAGCAACAUCGCACCGCGCGGUUAAUCAAUGAUGCCCUGCCCUUGCGACUGUCAACAAUGCCACUGCGUGGCUGGCAAGCCAUUUAUGAACAAGACCCGCGUGCCGCUGAGGAAAUUGCCAAAUAUUGUCGCACACUUGAUCAAACUCCGGAGCAGUUCUUUGCGCAACAGUAUCUCAACACAGUUGGACCCACGGGUUGCUGGCUUGACCCCAGCCUGAGCGAGCCAGGACCCAAUCGGCGCGUUAUUUAUGUCAUUACACGUUGGAAGCGCGGGCAUGGGCAUGUCAUCACACGACGUGGCAGUCCCGUGUUGGAGGCGCUGGUGGUCAUUGACGAUGCCAUCGAGCUUCAACCCACGCUCAAGCUGCCAUUUGCUGCAGAGCACGGCUACUCAGUGCUGCCACAACAGGAAAUUUUGCAAAGCCUAAGCAUGGCCAAGUUGACACGCCGCGGCUUUAACAUUCAUCAGAUUUUGGCUCUGGUAGUUUCACUCAAGCCUGAGUACCGACACUUGUUGCAGAAGGGGCGGGCACCAGGCGCCCGCUUGGAUCCCGGUGUUCCUGGUGGACAACCCAUGACUUCAACGCCCACGAUGGAGCAACAACCGAUGGAGCUGAGCUUCACACAGCGAGCCAUGCGACGCCUGAGCCGAAAACUCAACCACCGCUACUCGGACAGCGAGCAAGACCCCGAGUCGGGUCGAGCGGAUAAGCCAGCUUGGGAGGACUUUGAGGCCGAGUACAUGUACUGGGAUUCGCCGUUUAACAGCGAUACGCGCUGGGUCGAGGCUGACGUGCGCCACUUUCAUGCCGAGGAUGGCAGCCUGAGCGACCUCUUACUGCACCUGCAAAAAGCUUCCAUCGUACACAAGCGUGAGCACCAAUUUGCUUGGGUGCCAGUUCAUCGGCACUGGCACCUUUUGUCCGAAGACGUGCGUGCUCUAUUACACCUGGUGUGCAUGAGCCUGCAACCCGAGCCGUUCUGGUAG
Monosiga brevicollis MX1 is the source of this 8643-nucleotide messenger RNA. RefSeq lists its product as uncharacterized. Gene Ontology annotation, molecular function: hydrolase activity, hydrolyzing O-glycosyl compounds. Lineage: Eukaryota; Choanoflagellata; Craspedida; Salpingoecidae. Gene Ontology annotation, biological process: carbohydrate metabolic process. The record is from RefSeq and is a predicted model, not a curated record. The coding region runs from base 1 to 8643 and encodes 2880 amino acids. The transcript has 30 exons.